This is a messenger RNA of Suillus bovinus, 922 nucleotides long. RefSeq lists its product as uncharacterized. The transcript has 8 exons. The record is from RefSeq and is a predicted model, not a curated record. The annotation marks the transcript as partial. NCBI's taxonomy places the organism in Eukaryota, Fungi, Basidiomycota, Agaricomycetes, Boletales, Suillaceae.
AUGACUCGACAGAAAGGCAACUCAUCGAGGGAUUCGACUCAAGAAACAUCCAGUCAAGCAGCAGCUCCUGGAAGCUCGCAUCGACCCCGUAGCAAAAUCGGUCGGUUUCUGAAGAAGCUUAAGGAGGAUACGAAAAAGUUUAGGACGCGCUCGAAGGGUUCACGCAGCCAAGUUAGCCCUGCUCCCCCAAGUGAUGAACGUCCAUCGACCCCAACUACCGAUGUUCAGGCUGCUCCGUCUGAUGCAGAAGUGGAGGCUGAUAGCACGAAAUCGGCACUUCGGAAUGCAAGAAAGAAAGAAAAGGGCAUCCAUCCACUUCCGAAACCUGCGGAGACUGCGGUAUCUGUUGCAGGAGACGCAGAAUCGGAUCUCGAUGAUGUUGACAGUUUCGAUGACACAUAUCUCGAACCCCUCAAGAUAUUUGACAGUAUUAUUGACAAGAUCGCGGAUCUACAUCCAUAUGCGAAGAUAGCACUGGGCGUGUUGUCGUGGACUGCCAAAAUUAUUCUAGCUCAAACAGAUCGCGACAGAGAAAUAUACAAACUUCUCAAGAAGUUGUGUCGAGUUUACCGCUUCAUAACACAAGACGGGAAGCUUAACCAAAAACUGUCUAUGCGCGCUACUCGUAUCCUUGGAAAGAUUUCUAAGCAGAUACGUGAGUGCGCCAAUUUUAUCGGCAAUUAUUCGGAGACCAGCGACUUUUGGAAAAGACUCGGAAAGAACGUUGGCUCGGAAACGACGAAUACCAUCCAACAGUACAAUGACGUGUUAGAUAGGCUCAUGAGCGACUUCCAGGACCAGGUUUUGCACGAUGUAGCCACACAGGUCGGCGACAUAGACAUACAGGUCCACCAUAUAGCACAGAUACUGGAACUCAGCGGUAUGACCUAUGCAAAGGGUGCGGGACUAGAUACCAGGAAAG